CAUGACAUAAAAGUUGUCUUGGAAACUGCUGUUUGAUUGAAUUGGAAGGAGGAUUCAGCCACGAAGGUGCAGACAAGUUUGUUUUUAGGUCGUCCCCGCUGUGAACUGCCAGUGGGUAGAGAAUUUUGAAAUUUUAACGAGAUCUCCCAAAUUGCCUGCCUCGGAAUUCUAAACGGAGUUGGCCAACCGCAUGAAUCUUCGCGGCUUACUAACGUGACUGGGACGGUGUGCGCGGGCUUGGGCUUCAAAAGUACCAUCAUCAUGACCCAACAAGGAGCAGCUUUGCAAACCUACAACAACGAACUCGUCAAGUGUAUAGAGGAGUUGGUCUCCAAGCGCGAGGAGCUCCAGCGUCAGAUCCAGCAGGAGGAGGAGGAGAAGGGCCGUCUGCAGCACGACAUCCGCGUGCUGACCGACAAGCUGAGCCGCGUCAACGAGAGCCUGGCCCGACGCCUGGCCGCACGCGCAGACUUCGACCGCACCAUCGCAGAGACCGAGGCUGCAUACAUGAAGAUUCUAGAAAGUUCUCAGACCCUGCUGAGUGUUUUAAAGAAGGAGACGGGAAACUUGACCAAGGCGACCGAACCCAGAGGAGGGAAAGAUCAUUGACUUUAUGCCCCUUCUUUUCUCCACCCACUACGUUUCACCAUGUGAUCUGUGCGAAUACUAGCUAGCAUUCCACCCUGUACAUCCAGUCUCUUGUUUUGCACUUCUCUGCAUACUUCACUGUGUGUCUGUUGUGUCAUGUAUUGUCCCACAAAUUCUUUUAUUUAUAUUGAAUGUUUUUAAUAAAGAUUAUUUAGUGUGACCGAU
Messenger RNA from Engraulis encrasicolus (European anchovy), 813 nucleotides. It is a transcript of the gene ssna1, whose product is annotated as Sjogren syndrome nuclear autoantigen 1. The record is from RefSeq and is a predicted model, not a curated record. Bases 262 to 609 code for a protein of 115 amino acids. Lineage: Eukaryota; Metazoa; Chordata; Actinopteri; Clupeiformes; Engraulidae. The transcript has 3 exons. Gene Ontology annotation, cellular component: ciliary basal body; centrosome.